Molecule: messenger RNA, 5400 nt
Organism: Monodelphis domestica (gray short-tailed opossum)
Lineage: Eukaryota; Metazoa; Chordata; Mammalia; Didelphimorphia; Didelphidae
Source: RefSeq, a predicted model, not a curated record
CGCGGGCCCCCGCGCUUGCGCCCCGGCCUCCUUGCAGGCCCGGCGCGCGCCCCUCGCCUCGCGCCCUCCGUCGCCGGCGGGGCUCGGGCUCCGGUCCGAGGUGAGGCCGCCGCCCGCGCCCUGUCACCGGCCCCCCCACCGCGGCGGCGGCCCGGGAGGAGGAGGAGUUGGAAGAGGAGGAGACGGCCUGAGGUGAGGGGAGGGGAAGAGGGUAGGGCGGGGCGCCCAUCUCUGGCCGCUGCGCCUCUCCGUACUGCCAGCGGCCUGGGGGAGCUCGGGCCGAGGCCGGCCUCGGCGUUCAGCGCUCCUAGACCCGCGGGGGCGCGGGGAGACUCGUUCCUGGGGUCGGCCUAGGGCGCCCCGCCCCCUGGCGCCUCGGCCUGACCUUUGGCCUCGCGACCCCUGGGGGCGGGGCCAUUGCCGCCCCGCCCCGUCCCGAGGGCCCGCUGGGCUCCUUCUCCUUGGCGCAGCCCCCCUCUGCAGCUGGACUCCCGGCACAAAGGAGGAGCCGCCCCUCUGCUUUUCCGGGGCCGAGACCCGGGUUCGAGUCCUCCCCUUGAGCCUCCUCUCCCCAGGCCCGCCGUCCAUGCAUCAGCGCCAGGCCUCCCAGAAUGAAGAAGGCGAGCAGGACGUCCGUCUCAGCGCCCAAAGUGCCGGCCGCAGCUAAGAGCAAGCCGGACAGCCCGACGGGGGCCCGGCUCUCCAGGCCCGGCUCGGCCCCCUUAGCCAAGGCCAAAAGCAACGACGACCUCCUGGCUGGCAUGGCCGGCGGGGCCCCCGGGGCCAACAGCAUGAAAGGGAAGAAGACGUGUCCGGUGACGGCCUCCACCUCGAGCCUCUCCGUGGCCAGCGCCUCGGACAGCAAGACCAAGACCGGCCCAGGGACCAUCUCCAAAAGAAACCCGUCCGUGGGGAGCCGAGACUUGGGCUCCAGCUGCUCCCGGGAGCGGCUGCGGGAGCGCUCCCGGCCCAGCCUGGGCAGGAGGGUGCCGGCGGCGGGCCAGAACCCCGGCGACCCGACGGCGGCCUCGACCAAGCGCUCGCGCAGCCGCGGAGGCCGGGACACGGACGUGCGCAUGAGCAAGUCCAAGUCGGACAACCAGAUCAGCGACCGGGUGGCCCUGGAGACCAGAGUGCAGGAGCUGCUGCGGCUGGCCCAGGCCAAGGAGGAGGAGAUCGUCCACCUGCGGGACCAGCUGCACGCGCUGCGGCUGCGGCUGGGACUGCCCGAGGAGGAGCCACCCGAGGCCGUGUUGCCGCCGGACCGGGACGCCGACGUCCGCCAGAAGCUGGGCCGGCUGAAGAGCGAGAACCGCAUGCUGCGGGACCGGCUGGACGCCCUGGGCUUCUCGCCCGACGACGGGCCCUUGCCCAUGGUGGCGGUGGCAGGCGGCAGCCCCGGCGAUGGGGGAGUGCUGGGCUCCUCAACCGAGGGCUCGGCCCUGGGCUCCCUGGAGGACCUGCUGAACCCGGACGAGCCGGCGCCCAUGGACACCCCGGGCAGCGGCGAGGAGGGCCCGGGGCCGUGGCGCUCGCCCUCGCCGCCCACCGAGGCCGUGUCAGCCGUGGCCUGCCUGACCGAGCGCCUGCAGCAGAUGGAAGAGAACCAGCACAGCACCUCGGAGGAGCUGCAGGCCACGCUGCAGGAGCUGGCCGACCUGCAGCAGAUCUCGCAGGAGCUGGGCGGCGAGAACGAGCGGCUGGGCGAGGAGCGGCUGCUGCUGCUGCAGUCGCUGGGCCAGCAGAGCGAGCGCCUCGAGCUCCUGGGCCGCCAGGUGGAGUACCUGCGCUCGCUGCUGGACGAGCACCACGUGGCCUAUGUCCUGGACGAGGACGUGCGCAGCGGCCGCUACCUGGAGCUGGAGCAGCGCUUCCUGGAGCUGGCCGAGAAUGCGCGAUUCGAGCGCGAGCAGCUGCUGGGUGUGCAGCAGCACCUCAGUGCCGCCCUGCACCUGGCCGAGCAGGAUGCCCAGGACGGGCAGGAGCUCAUCCGCGCCCUCAAGGAGCGCAACCUGCACAUGGAACGGGCUCUGGAGGCUGAGCAGAAGAACGCCGCCUCCCUGGCGGCUGCCCUCGAGCAGCAGCAGGCCACCGUGGCCAGCGACCAGCUUGAACUGGGCCGCCUGCGCACCCAGCUGGAGAGCGAGAAGCAGCGUGUGGCCGAGCUCUACUCCCUCCACAGCGCCGGGGACAAGUCUGACAUCCAGGACCUUCUGGACAGCGUGCGUCAGGAGAAGGACAAGGCCGAGGCCCUGGCCGGCAGCCUGCAGGAGGACCUGACCCAUGCCCGUGCUGAUGUCACCCGGCUGCAGGACACCAUCACCAAGAUCCAGGACGAAUCACGAGGUUUCCAAGAGGAGGCCCAGAAAAAGAUGGGCGAGCUGAACGUGCAGUUAGAGAAAUUGAGGUCUGAGCUGGAGGAGAAAGAGACGGAGCGAGGAGACAUGAAGGAGACCAUCUUCGAGCUGGAGGAUGAGGUGGAGCAGCACCGGGCUGUGAAGCUGCAUGACAAUCUCGUCAUCUCGGAUUUGGAGAACACCGUCAAGAAGCUCCAGGAUCAAAAGCACGACAUGGACCGAGAAGUCAAGACGCUUCACCGACGGCUACGGGAGGAGUCUGCUGAGUGGCGGCAGUUUCAGGCAGACCUGCAGACGGCUGUGGUCAUAGCGAACGACAUCAAGUCCGAGGCCCAGGAGGAAGUCGGGGACCUAAAGCGCCGGCUCCAGGAGGCCCAGGAGAAGAACGAGAAGCUCUCCAAGGAGCUGGACGAGGUCAAGUCCAGGAAGCAGGAGGAGGAGCGCGGCCGGGUGUACAACUACAUGAACACGGUGGAGAGAGAUCUGGCCGCCCUGCGGCAGGGCAUGGGCCUGGGCAGACGCUCGUCGGCGUCCUCCGAGCCCGCCCCGACCGUCAAGACCCUCAUCAAGUCCUUUGACAGCGCGUCGUCCCCCCAAGUGACUUCCUCGGCCCAGGCCGCCGCGAUGCCUCGAACCCCGCUGAGCCCGAGUCCCCUGAAGACGCCCCCGGCGGCCGCCGUGUCCCCGAUGCAGAGACACUCCAUCGGGGGCGCCCUGGCCUCCACCAAGUCCCUGACCACCCUGUCGGACAAGAGGCCCGCCUACGGGGACCUCCCCUGCCAAGAGCGCCUGCUGCGGGCCGGCUCGGUCAGCAGGCCGGCGCCGUUACUGAGAGUCCCGGCCAUGGAGGGCGCCAAGGCCAUCUCAGCGCCGCCGCGUCGAAGCAGUGAGGACGUCAAGCGGGACAUGACGGCGUCGGACGGCCCGUCCACGGCCUCCCUCAUGGCGAUGGGGCCCUCGUCCCCCCAGCUGGCGCACCCCUCCCCCACCGCCUCCGUCACCCCCACGGCCCGGAGCCGGAUCCGGGAGGAGAGGAAGGACCCGCUGUCGGCCCUGGCCCGAGAGUACGGAGGCUCCAAGAGGAACGCCCUGCUGAAGUGGUGCCAGAAGAAGACGGAAGGCUACCAGAACAUCGACAUCACCAACUUCAGCAGCAGCUGGAACGACGGGCUGGCCUUCUGCGCCCUCCUGCACACCUACCUGCCCGCCCACAUCCCCUACCAGGAGCUCAGCGGCCUGGACAAGAAAAGGAACUUCUCACUGGCCUUCCAGGCGGCCGAGAGUGUCGGCAUCAAGUCCACUCUGAACAUCAGCGAGAUGGCGCGCACCGAGCGGCCGGACUGGCAGAGCGUCAUGCAGUACGUGACGGCCAUUUACAAGUACUUCGAAACCUGACCCGCCCCGCCAGGGUCCCGCCCGCACACGCGUGCCUUCCCGGAGCCGGGCAGGGCGUGUUCCGUGCCGUCCGGCCAGCCCGGAGCUCUUAGCGGUACCAAAGCGACGCGACGCUCCGAUAGGCCCAGGCGGACGCCGGGAAGGAAGAAGGGGGAGAGGCCGGGCCGGGGGCUCCCCCCACCCUGGGCAGGAGCUCAGGCAAGUGCCUUGGCUGUCCCGGGCAGGCCGAGCCCGGCUCCCGGGAGACGGCGCCCUCUGAGUCGGCCCUCUUCGUUCUCUGAAUGCAUUAAAAGGUUCCCCCGGCGGGCGGCUGGUCGCCUUUCCUUCCCGCGGCUCGCCUGCUCCCGGGCACGGACGACGUCGGGCCGGCCGGUUCUCUGUACGUGCUUCCUUCCGGCCCCCGAGCUCCGUCCUCUUCCCGUCGUGCCCUGCCUUCCCCGGCACGUCAUCUCCCACCAGCGCGCCUUUGCCCAGCCUUACGCGGCAGGGCCACCUCCUAAAUGGUCCCCGCGGCUCCUGCGCGGCCCCGAUUUACAGGUGAAGAAACUGAGGCCCGAGGACUGGACGGGGGCUUUCCAGCUCCACCUGUUGCCCGGCCAGCCUUCAGAUCGCUGCACAAGACCUCGGCUGCGGCCCCCCAAGGAUGAUGGCGGGAGAAAGGCCGGGGGGGGGCCGGGGAGACGUCGUGCGGCCCCAGAGGGGUGACCGUCCGGGGCCGCCUUCCCAGACCCCCGUGGGAGAACGCGGGCGGCAUGCUGGAAGGCGACGGCCUUCCCUAAGCAGCUCCCUCCGAGCCUUACACGGUCACUCCCUUCCCUGGCGACACUCUCUCCGCGGAGGCUUCUCCUACCCCCGACUGCUGCCGGCCAGCCUCCCGUCUACACCGCACGUCUCAAACCGGCCCUCCGGGGGUCUGUCCCCCACCUUCCUUGUCAGUGUGGACGACGGCCAUCUUCCCUGACCUGAGUCACCCCCCAAUCCCAUGCAGCUCUGCACAAGUCUGGUUGAUUUCACCUCCUCUCCAUUUUGGCUGGUCAUUUUCACCUCUGCAGCUGCUGGUAGAUUUCACUUCAAUAACUCCCAUCAGUUUCACUCCUCGCCCCACCCCUUUUCCAACAGGUCGGAUCAGGGGCUUCUGCCCGCCUCAGUCAGCCGCUUCUCCAUCUAGUCAGUCGUCUUCCGUUCAGACACCAAAGGAUCUCCCUGAAGCCCAGGCCUGACCAUGCCAUCCCCUACUUAGGCUCCAGGGACUUCCGAUUUCCUCUGGGAUUACGUAUAAAAUCCGAGCCCCCUUCUACCUCUCCAGUCUCCUCACACCUGGCGCCCCAACAGGGACUCUGAGCCAGUCCACCUGCUCUUGGUUCUUGUUCUGGCCGGGAUCCCUUCCUGGAACCCUCUUCCUCCUCUGUUCCUGCUCCUGCUCUCCCUGGUUUCCCUUAAGGCCCACCUUACGUCCCCCCUCCUCCUGGAAGCCCACCAUCUGUUCAUGACUUCCUGUUCAUCCUGUACAGAGCUUGUUUUGUAUAUGUUUGCAUGUGGCCUCCCCCAUAGACUGUGAGCUCCUUGAGGGCACAGACUGGUUUUUGCCUUCGCUCUUAGCACAGUACCUGGCACACAGUAGGUGCUUAAUAAAUGUUUACGGACGGGA